This is a messenger RNA of Hippoglossus stenolepis (Pacific halibut), 7231 nucleotides long. It is a transcript of the gene eea1, whose product is annotated as early endosome antigen 1. NCBI's taxonomy places the organism in Eukaryota, Metazoa, Chordata, Actinopteri, Pleuronectiformes, Pleuronectidae. The record is from RefSeq and is a predicted model, not a curated record. Gene Ontology annotation, biological process: endocytosis. The transcript is spliced from 30 exons. Gene Ontology annotation, molecular function: 1-phosphatidylinositol binding; metal ion binding. Gene Ontology annotation, cellular component: early endosome. Bases 195 to 4397 code for a protein of 1400 amino acids.
AUGAGUGCAGCACACACACUGGGGCUUAUUCUAGUCCUGCACACAGGCAGCAGACUGUGUCCACCAUCCUCUCCAUGACCCGCCCAUCCGCCGCCGCUGCCUGAGCCAGGUCAGGUGUUCGUGCUGCAGCUACGUAAGCUCCGUGUUUGGGGAACUGCUUGGAUCUAGUGUGCGGGACAGACCCGGUCGAGGCCAUGCUCAGACGGAUACUUCAGAUGACUCCUGGGAAGGGAGGCUCCCAGAAUGCAGAGUCAGAGCAACCCACCACAGACCUUAACCACGAUCAGACGUCUGAGGGCUUCAUCUGUCCUCAGUGCAUGAAGUCGCACAACUCUGCAGAGGAGCUGUUCAAGCACUACGAGCUGUUCCAUGAUACCGGAGACCUCCCCGCUCACAUGGCCCCCACUCGGGAAGACCUUACAAUGCUGCGGCAAGAAGUUCAGGACCUGCAUACUUCUCUCAAGGAGGAAAGGUGGUUCUCUGGAGAGCUCAAGAAGGAGUUAGAUAAAGUCCAAGGACACCUGAAGCAAAAUGAUGGACAGGUGACCUCAGAGGAUGAAGUCCUUGAAAAGAAGCUGAAUGAAGCAGAGACAGAAAAGUUUAACAUCAAGCAGAUGAAAGACCUGUUUGAGCAGAAGGCUGCACAGCUGGCCACGGAGAUAGUAGAUUUAAAGUCCCGUUAUGAUGAGGAGAAGAGCCUAAAAGAGGCGGCGGACCAGAGGCUGGCCAAUCUGACAGAACAUCUGCAGAAAGAGACGCAGGAGAACGAGGGACUCAAAACAGAACUGCUGCAGCGACCGGGAGUGGAGGACGUGGAGGUCCUGCAGAAGGAGCUUAUACAAGUGCAGACGUUGAUGGACCAAAUGACGCGUGAGAGGGAGGACGAGUCUGACCGCCUCAAAGGCCAAUACGAGCAACUGCAGGCUAAUUACACUACCUCAGAGAUCCGUAAACUGGAGUUGACCAUAUCCCAACUAAAAGCAGAGCUGGAGAAGGGUCCGCAAGAAGCAGCCGUCUACACCCAAGAGAUCCACCAGCUGCAGAGCAAUCUGAAUAAUCUGCAGCAGCAAAGCCAGAGCCUGUCUGAAAAACUGGCACGUAAGGAGAAGGAGCACCAGCAACUGGAGGAGAGUCUGGGAGCUGAGAAAGCUGCCAAGAAGGGAGUCCAGGGCAGCCUGAGGGAAAGAGAGCAGGAGGUCCAAGAGCUCCAGGCUCGGGCCUCCGGGGCUGAGGCCUCUCUGCACAAGACCCAGACAGAGCUUGGAGAGAGAACUGAGGAGGUGACAAAGCUGAAGAGUGAGAUUGGUCAGAUCGAGGUGAAGCAUGCAGAGCUGAAGGUUGAGAGGAAACAGCUCAACCAGCAAAGGGAAGAAAAAGAGAGUCAAGGUGCUCAGCAGCAGACCGAGAUCAGUCAGCUUCACGCCAAACUUCUGGAGGCAGAGCGACAGCUGGGCGAGGUGCAAGGUCGUCUGAAAGAACAGAGGCAACUGUCUGGAGAGAAACUAAAAGACCGCGAGCAGCAGUCAGCCGACCUGCAGCUUAAACUCUCCCGUGCAGAAGAACAGCUGAAGGAAGGUGCCAGUAAGAGCACAGACCUGCAGCACCAGCUAGAGAAAGCCAAGCAGCAGCACCAGGAGCUCCAGGCGCUGCAGCAAAACACAAACGGCAAACUCCGCGAAGCACAGAACGACCUGGAGCAGGUGCUGCGUCAGAUUGGGGAUAAGGACCAGAAGAUCCAGAACCUGGAGGCUCUGCUGCAGAAGGGUAAAGAUAUCGUGAGCCAACUGGAAACCGAAAGAGAAGACUUAUGUGCCAAGAUCCAGGCCGGGGAGGGAGAGACGGCUGUGCUGAACCAGCUGAAAGAGAAAAACCACGCACUACAGGAACAGGUGACGCACUUGACAGACAAACUGAAGAACCAGUCGGAGAGCAACAAGCAAGCCCAGGAUAACCUACACAAGCAGGUCCAGGAGCAGAAGACUCUGCUGCGUUCGGCCCAGGACCGAGCCCACACCCUGGAGACGUCAGUCACCGAGGUCACCACCCAGCUCACAGACAGCAAGGAGAAAGUCGCCCAGCUGGACUCCCAGCUGAAGGCAAAGACAGAAAUGUUGCUGUCUACCGAGGCGGCUAAAGCUGCACAGAAGGCCAACCUGGAAAACAACGUGGAGACUGCUCAGCAUGCACUGCAGGAUAAGCAGCAGGAGCUGAAUAAAGUUCAGAAGAAGGUGGAGGAGCAGGUCCAGAGGCUCAAGGAGAGGCAGGAGCAGUGCACGCAGCUGGAAACGGGUCUUAAAGAAUUCAAAGACAAACUGCUGGCCUCAGAGCAGAGUGUAGAGCAGCUGGAGGGGCUAAAUAAGAAAUUGGAGUCACAGGUCGGGGAGAUGCAGGCUACACGUGAUCAGGCACAGCAAGAAGUUGAGAAGUUGCAGAAGGAAGGGUCAGAGGUUAAACGGAAAGCUAAGGAGCUGCAGCGCUCACUGGAAACAGAGAAAACAGGGGCUACUACGCUACAAGAGGAGUUAAAGAAGCAGGCGGCGGCUUUGAGCGACACCCAGCAGCAGCUGCAGUGUUGUGAGCAGGAUAAAGCUGCUCUGAAGGUGAACCUGGACAAGGUGACACAGGAGGGAAAGACUCAGCAUGCAGAGCUGGACAGAAAAUCUCAGAGUCUGGCAGCAGAGCUACAAAAAGCCCAACAGGAGAAGGAGGCUCAAAGGAAGGAGCUUGGCUCUACUCAGGAGAACCUAGGAAAGGGUAGAAAGGCUCUGAAAGAGAGUCAGAGUCAACUGGACACAGAGAGGAAGAGCCAUAAGGCAGCCAUGGAGGAAAAGGAAACGUCCAACGAGAAGGCCCGACAGGAGCUUCUUAAGAAUAAUGAGAUCAUUACCAAGACAUUGAAAGAAUCUAAAGAACAGUUGGAGCAGAUGAGAGAGGCAGAGAAAAAGCUGAAAGGCCAGCUGAGCUCGGUAGAGAAGCAACAGUCAAAGACUCAGGAGACACUGAAGGAAAAGGAGAAUGAGCUGGAGAAGCUGCGGGCACAGCUGAAGACAGCCCAGGGGUCCUUUGAGGAGGAGAUGAAGAAACUGAGCAGACAAGUGACAGAGUCACAGGAAGUCAAUGCCAAGAAAGCAGAGGAGGAGAGUCAGCUGAGGGCCCAGGUGUCGGCGGUCGGCCAGGAGCUGACCUCUGAGAAGAGCCAAGUGGCCGAGCUGCAGAAGAGCUUGGUGCAAAGUCAGGAAGGUCUGACUAAGCUUCAGUCCGACUUCUAUGGCAAAGAGUCUGAGGUCUCCUCUCUACGUCAAGACCUCAAGGCGUCAGAAGACAAGUUGGGUGUAGCCCAGGAGGAGCUGGCUGCUAACCGAACCCAUCAGACCGGUUUGGAGGCUCAGAUCCAGGAGCUGAAGACGAGUCGCGGCUCGUUGGAGCAGGAGCUCACCAAACAGGAGCAGAGGCGCCACCAGCAGGAGCAAACACUAAAGGAGCUACAGAAGCAACAGAAUCACACGAAGGAGGAGCUGGAGAAGGAGAAGAGCAAAGUGGAGGAGCUGAACAAAGCCAAGAGUGUCCUGGAAAAGAGUAACAGCAAGUUAACAUCCGAGUUGAAAGCACUAACAGAGAAGAGUGAAAAGGAGCUGGGGGAGCUGCGAGAAGCCAAACAACUGUUGAUCCAGCAGAAACUGGAGUUGCAAGGUCAGGUGGAGGCGGCACAGGGAGCACUGGAGCAAGAGCAGAAAAAGCAUCAGGCCACCACGGACAGCAGGAGCCACAGGGAGGAGCAGCUCCUCACCAAAACCAACGCUGUCCAGGAUCAGCUGGCUGCAGAGAAGCGAGCCAGAGGGGAGCAGGUGAAGCUCAGAGAGGAGGCUGAAGCCAAGCUGGGCGUGCAGGUGACGGCGCUGAAUGAAAACGUGGCCACGCUGAAGAGAGAGUGUCAGGGCAGCCAGAGGAGAGUCGGUGAACUGGAGAAGCAGACGGACGAGCUGAGAGGAGAGAUCGCCGUGCUGGAGGCCACCGUCCAGAACAACCAGGACGAGAGGCGGGCUCUUUUGGAAAGGUGUGUCAAGGGAGAGGGUGAGAUAGAGAAACUGCAGGCCAAGGUGGUAGAGAUGAGGAGGAAGGUGGACGACACGACGGCAGCCAUGCAGGAGCUGGGCAGAGAGAACCAGUCGCUGCAGAUCAAGCAGUCCCAGUCUCUGACCAGGAAGUGGGCCGAGGACCAUGAGGUGCAGAACUGCAUGGCCUGUGGGAAAGGCUUCAGUGUCACUGUCAGGAAGCACCACUGCCGACAUUGUGGGAAUAUUUUCUGCGGCGAGUGUUCAGCGAAGAACGCCCUGACGCCGUCCUCUAAAAAGCCAGUACGGGUGUGUGAGACAUGUUUUGAGGAGCUCCAAUGCUGAUUCCCCUCAUCGGUUCUACCUAACCCCAACACCCCCACCCCCUACCCUUCCCUCCGCUCCGUCCCUCCUCGUACCUACUCCAGCGGGCAGAAGGCGGCGUGUCUUUGUCGUAUUUACUGUGCACUAUAAAAGGACAGACUCCCCACCUGCAUGCGACUUGUGGCUCUGGCGCGGAGGGAAGUGACCGAGGGGAGCCACGUGACGAGAUGGCGUGGGAUUUGGGUCGGGACUGUCUGUAUCUGUUUUUGUGCCUUUGCUCCUCCUGUGGACUGCCAGAGAGCGGAGACAGCGAGAACUAAACGCCAUCCAUCUCUUUUACGUUCGCGUUCACAUCUCCAUCUUUGUUUGGCUUCAUCAGCGCGACUGCGAGGUGGCUGCUCUUGUACAUUGUGAUACGUCUGAAGGCGAGAGAGGUCAGCGUGAGUCUGAGAGAGUGAAUGAGGAAGUAACUAUGGUAACGGUGAUGUUGAAAAUCACUGCUGCCCUACAAAGGUAUAUGCAGGUAACUUUUAUGUCCCAAAAAUAUAAUAUCUGUAAAUGUAAUUAAAAAUACAACUGUAAAGAUUUUCUGUGUAUAACUCAAUAUUCACAUCAAAUUGAUCACUAACUAAAUAAUCAGUUUUUUAUAGUUAAACCCAAGUAAUAUGAUGAUGAAAAUAUUUUUGUAAAAUGUUUCGGUUAAGCGGACAGACUGUAAUUUACAACAGAGUAUUAGAGCCAUUUGAAGAAAAACUAAUCCAGAGAGUUUGAGUUUAAUGUCGUAUUUGUACGAGAAUGAAUUAAAAAAGAAUUAGGAAAGAAGCAGCAAGCAGAACCUGUUCUCCAGAUCUACUCCUUCUGGAUCCAAAGUCUGAAACCGAUCUCAUUGUUUCGUGAGAUUUCAGAUUUGUGUUGCCUCUACGUGCCUCUAAUUCUCUGUUGUAAUAGUUAAUUUGUGAAACGCAGAUUUCAUCUCAUUUGGCAGUAAAAACAAAGUUAACAGUUAGACAGCUGCUGUUAGAAUUUGAGGUUUGUGGACAGGGUUUCAUGUACAUCCAUGUUGUGUACACGCACAUGAGUAAAUGUGGACACUGUACAGUAGUACACAGUGAAAAGGGAGGAAAUGACAGCUUGAGAUUUUUCUCUGAGCAUUUUGUUUUGAUUGAGUCUCGAACAGUAAAAACUGUUUUUUUUUUUUUAAAAAACCUUUUAAAGAAAACACGCCAUCUGUCAGUUUAUGCACCAGCGAUUUUCUGUACAUAACUCGAUGUCAAAUCAGUUCCUGCAUGAUUCCUUUGUGUGGCAGCGCGUUAAUGAACUAGUGGGAAUUAAUUAAUGUAUUUCAUGACCAAAGAAUGUCUGCAGCAGGAAAACCGGCACGACGAAAAGCCCCGAGUUUUGUUUUUCACAUUUCAGUAUUUUUCCCGAAGCGUCUCCUUUGGAAGCUUUUGAGUUUUAAAUCACAGGGUCUGACAUUUUUAUCUUGAACAGAAGAUACGUGACGAUCUGAGAGGCUUUUUUUUGUUUUGUUUUAAAUGUACAGUUGUGUUGUUUUCUACAGAUUGUGGUGCUUUCUGCAGACUCAGUCAUCGAAGGUGUCUGCAUGUUGAUUUUUUUUUUUAAUGUUUUAUUUUCUUGCUGCUUGUUUCAUCCACACAACAGCCCUGACUACUGCUCAAGGGACGUGUGUGUAUGUAUGUGUGUGUGUGAGAGCAAAGGGCUGUAGCUGUGUGUGGCAUCACUGUAACAGAGUACGUGUGUGUGUUAGUUUUUAGGCCUGCUUGUGCUCGUCUGCUCACAUGCAUCGUGCGAAUGUCGGCCGUUGGGACGUCUGUGCUGCAUUCAGGUGCAGUGGCCACCGUCUGCUCUCUGUCCAACAUGCCUGCAGCUGAGAACACUGUAAAAGCUCCUUCCUGCUUUGUUUAAUUUAUAUGUGUUGACAGAUGUCGGUAAGAUCUUUUUGUGCAAUUGUCUACAGACCGGAGUGGACGACAACACUGAAAGCCCGGCGACAACGCAGGUUGUUCUGGUUCUGUUAUUUUGCAACAUGCCGCUUGUUUCAGACUCAGGUUGAACCGAAUUUAGAUCGAUACGCUUUUCCAUCUCAGUUGCAAACUCUCAGAAACACCUGCCUCUUUCUUUGCGUCGCCUCACUUUUGUUUCGUCUACCUCAGAUUGGCACAGGAACAGCACUAUUUCUACACCUGAGAUGUCACAGAUGUUGUAUACUCGCCCGCGUUUGAGGAAUUUGAUUCAUCAACUUGUACAGUCCGGAAAACCUCUAGAGAUAAUUUGCACCUUACUCUGCUCUGGGCUCGUCCGUACGAGAACCCAGCCACAAACGUUAGGACUUUAUUCAGGCUUCAGCGUUUCUAACCCCCGCGAUGUACUUUAACCUGCUCAUUAAUACAAAGUCUGUCAUAAUUAUCUUUGUAAAUGUUUGUAAUGAAAGAGAAAAAAGGAAAAUUAUAACACACAUGGAUGUAGAAACAUGAAACUGUGGCUUCAUCAGUGUCUUACUCAUUUUCUACUAAACGGCAUCACAGACAUAUAUACACACACACACACACUGAAUAGUGGCCUGCUUCGUGUUGCUGUCAGUUAUCGUGCAUGAUGACUUAACUGGCCUGUGGCUCACACUUAAUGUUGUCUCCAUGUUUAGACUCAUAUCUGGUGGUUGCGAGGUUUUGCCUUAGGCCCACGACUCGCCGCACGUGGCCGCUCGCUGCUGGCGGUGACGUGCGGCGAGCGAUACCAGAGUCAGGGGUCGAGAGGAAUCAUGUAAUUUAUGUUCACAUGCACCAGUUGAUUUUGUAAUAUGUCAUGACAUAAAUAAAACCUACAGUAUGUUUCUA